Molecule: messenger RNA, 1696 nt
Organism: Aplosporella prunicola CBS 121167
Lineage: Eukaryota; Fungi; Ascomycota; Dothideomycetes; Botryosphaeriales; Aplosporellaceae
Exons: 8
Coding region: 171-1457 (428 amino acids)
Biological process (GO): magnesium ion transport
Cellular component (GO): membrane
Molecular function (GO): magnesium ion transmembrane transporter activity
Source: RefSeq, a predicted model, not a curated record
UCGCUCCCGCAACUCGGCCUCUUGGCGGCGAUCCCGGCCUACACGAUUUACCACCGGACUUGGCGAUCAGUCUCCACGGAAUCGGACGACGCGCUGCGCGGAAAGUGUCCACCUCCCGCCUCCUGUAGAAAAGGAUAGUCUGGGUCGACCAGACCUGCCUCGCACACAUCAUGGUCGAAGAAAAAUACAUUGGCCUGAUGCUGGCCAUAUCCUCGUCGUUAGCAAUCGGCACAAGUUUCGUCCUUACAAAGAAGGGUCUGAACGACGCGGAAAAACGGCACGGCUAUACUGGUGAUGGCUUUUCGUACUUGCGAAGCUCGACGUGGUGGGGGGGCAUUUCCACGAUGGUCCUCGGAGAAAUCGCCAACUUCGCUGCAUACGCCUUCGCGCCAGCUAUUUUGGUCACGCCUCUGGGAGCUCUGAGUGUGUUGAUAGGUUCGGUGCUGGGGGCUUACUUCCUUGAUGAGAAGCUCGGGACUCUAGGAAAGAUUGGCUGCGCCAUCUGUCUGAUUGGCUCCGUUAUCAUUGUGCUUCAUGCACCUCCGGAUAAGGAAGUGGUGAAUGUGGAUGAGAUCCUUCAUUUUGCACUUCAGCCAGGCUUCCUCUUCUAUUGCGUGUCUGUCACGGUCUUUUCGAUUUUCAUGAUCUACAAGAUUGCGCCAAGAUACGGACGCAACAACCCGCUCAUCUACCUUUCCAUCUGCUCAACCGUUGGGUCACUCUCCGUCAUGGCCGUCAAGGCCUUCGGCAUUGCGCUGAAGAAGACCUUGGGCGGAGACAACCAAUUCACGUAUCCCAGUACUUACGUUUUCGCUAUCGUGGUCAUUGUCUGCGUUUUGACCCAGAUGAACUAUUUCAACAAGGCCCUGAGCCAGUUCUCUACCAACAUCGUCAACCCGCUGUACUAUGUCACUUUCACCACUUUUACUCUCGUCGCUUCCUUUAUCCUCUUCCGUGGCUUCAACACCACUUCUGCCGUCAACACCAUCUCGCUCCUCUGCGGUUUCCUCGUCAUCUUCAGCGGUGUCUACCUCCUCAACCUCUCGCGUUCUGACCCCGAUGGGAACGGCUCCUUGGCCAACAAAUUCGGCGAUGCUGUCCCUACCGAUGGCAUUGCGACCUUCCAGACGCGGCGGAGCAUGCAAGCACGGCGCUCCUCGGUCUCAGUGGGCGAUCGUGAGGGACUGAUGCGCGACUACGAUGAUUUGGAGGCGAAUACGUUUGGCUUAGGUGACUUGGCGGACGACAGCGACGAGGAAAGCGGCAGCGGCAAGAAGCGCACCAGCUUCGAGGACCCCCGGAUAAGCCAGAGUGCGAGGCGCUCCGGCUCGCGUUCUGGCUCGCGACCUAACUCGCGACCUACCUCUCGGCCCAGCAGCACCACACCCUCUGGUAGCAGGACCAGAGGCGUGAAGAUGGAGAAGGUGCGCGCUAAUAAGAAGAGCAUCGAUCGGUAAUGAUUCCCGGCCAUUGCCUGUAGGGGCACCAUAACAACAGGCGCAGCGCUGGAGGUUCGCCGCCUGCUUGGAACCACGGAGCAUCGCAGCGGCUUCAGGUUCAACCGUCUUUUAUUUUCUGCCCGAGACGGCUAUUUAUUCGUUUCUUUAUGUUUACGUCCGCGACUGGCCUUCUGCGGGCGUUUUUUCAACACUUGACGAUUGGGAUGCAAAGAAAGUGCGGGGCCACGGCGUUCUGU